AUUGUUGGAUAUGCAUGGAGCUCAUGUCUACCUCGUUUGACAAAUUCUAUAAAUAUGUAUACGGUGCAUUAGAUGAUGUUAUCCCAGAAGAGAUCUUAGGCAAAAUCACAUUAGCUACUGUGAAAGCACUUAACUACUUAAAAGAAAACUUGAAAAUAAUUCACCGAGAUAUCAAACCUUCCAAUAUUCUUAUGGACAGGAAUGGCAAUAUUAAACUCUGUGAUUUUGGUAUUAGUGGACAACUAGUAGACUCUAUUGCCAAAACAAGAGAUGCAGGAUGUCGACCAUACAUGGCACCAGAUUCCUGCUGCGACUUGAAACCAGCUUUAGGUUUCAUGAGUAGUUUUAACAUCAGUAAUGGGUUUCAAGAAACUUUAAAAACAGAAAAAAUCGGAAACACUGAGGUUGGGUAGCACCUAAAGAGUGGGCAGCAGUCAACGUUUCAAGUUAACGUUUUCAUCAGAACUGGAAGAAGUUGGAGAUGCAACAGUUUGAAGCAAAUGCCAAGGUUGAAGGAUAAUGGGUUGAAGAACAGUAAGGAAGAUCUGUGUAAGAUUGCUUGCUUUUGUUACCCAUGGUGUCCAUGGGAGUUUGAUACGAAGUUGCCAGUUGUGUAACUUGAGAGGGAAGUGGAAGAGUCAAGUAUGUUGGCAUGGGACUGGAGACACACAUAAGCCGGGCCGAAUAGGGA
Molecule: messenger RNA, 691 nt
Organism: Rhincodon typus (whale shark)
Lineage: Eukaryota; Metazoa; Chordata; Chondrichthyes; Orectolobiformes; Rhincodontidae
Gene: map2k4a
Product: mitogen-activated protein kinase kinase 4a
Exons: 5
Coding region: 15-413 (132 amino acids)
Biological process (GO): protein phosphorylation; MAPK cascade
Molecular function (GO): JUN kinase kinase activity; ATP binding
Source: RefSeq, a predicted model, not a curated record